This is a messenger RNA of Poeciliopsis prolifica (blackstripe livebearer), 7520 nucleotides long. RefSeq names its product proline-rich coiled-coil 1 (gene prrc1). NCBI's taxonomy places the organism in Eukaryota, Metazoa, Chordata, Actinopteri, Cyprinodontiformes, Poeciliidae. The record is from RefSeq and is a predicted model, not a curated record. Gene Ontology annotation, cellular component: cytoplasm. Gene Ontology annotation, biological process: activation of protein kinase A activity. Bases 354 to 1670 code for a protein of 438 amino acids. Gene Ontology annotation, molecular function: protein kinase A regulatory subunit binding. The transcript is spliced from 9 exons.
AGACCCAAAAUGGGCGGGGCGAAGGAAGGAUCUGGAGAAUUUGGGUCCUACAGCCUUCAAACCCGAUUCAUGUCUUUACUCCAAACCUCUCAACACGACACAAGGGCGGAACAAGGGUGGAAGUGCGAGUAUUCGGACCAGGGCUACCCUUAGAUGGCAGUAAUACACCUUUUUGGAUGUAAUCUGCAAUUAAACUCCCCAGAAGAAGAUUCCAGUCGGAGUCAUAGUUUAUGGCAGACGUGGCAAACGAUCGACGUCUUUCAACUGGCCGGUCACACGUUUGUUGAGCACUUCCGAAACAGCAAACUGAACCUGGACUCUUUGCUAUAAAACUUAGCUUUGUUGCAAAGAAGAUGAUGGAAGAGAGUGGGAUUGAGACAACGCCUCCUGUGAGCCCAACACCUUUAUCACUUGCUGCCUCAGCCAGCAUUCCACCACUCACUAGUGGUCUGUCAAGUCAGCGUUCUUUCUCUGAAACCAGCUCGAUCACAAAUUGUUCAACUUCCAUUUCAAACUCUCCAUCCAUUGAUUCCCUUCCUCACUUCAGUAGCUCUUUGAACAUGCCAUGUUCCAUUCUCUCCGAGUUGCCCCCCUCGUCAACUCUUGUCUUACCUUUCCCUACCAGUUCUACCUUCCCUCCUGUGGAUUCCUCUCCUUUUCCUCCUCUACCUUCUGAGAGUGUUAGUCCACUCUCAGCAGCUGGUAUGGCUGCCUCUCCUGUAUACCCACCCAUGACAGGCUUUUCUACAAGUGCUGGAUACGACAUCACACGGGGUCAUGCUGGACGAACACCACAGAUGCCCUUGAUGCCUACAAUAUCCAAUGCUUCUCCACUGCCAGGUGUUGUUUCUAACGCCAUAAAUAAGCAUUCAGCCAUGACAGGAGGACUAAAUACUGGAUCUCCAAUUACUUUCCCAGAGGAGGAUGAGGAUCCUAGAGUGUCUGGAGACACCACUUCCCCAAAAGGGAUCUGGGGUUUUUUAAAGGGAGUAGCAGGUAAUCCUGUGGUGAAGAACGUCCUUAAUAAAACAAAACACUCAGUAGAGUCCAUGAUCACUACUCUGGACCCUGGCAUGGCACCAUACAUCAAGUCAGGUGGAGACAUUGACAUUGUAGUGGCUUCUGAUAAGGAUAUGGGCGUGCAAGCUGUCAGAGAGGCCUUCCAGGAGGUUUUUGGGAUGGCAACAGUAACUGGAGAGCCAAGUCAGUCCAACAUUGCACCUCAACCAGUGGGCUAUGCAGCUGGAGCAAAGGGGGCUCAAGAACGUAUUGAUGGCUUGCGUCGAGCUGGUGUGAUUCAUGAGAAGCAGCCCGUAGUUGCUUUGGAAAACUUCAUAGCUGAACUUUUUCCAGAGAAGUGGUUUGACAUUGGUUGUUUAAUCUUGGAAGACCCUGGUCAUGGCAUCUGCGUGGAGGUCUUCACACAGGCAACUCCUCUGACACUGGAUCACAUUCAGCAGGCUCAUUCUCUUACACCGCCUGACUACAGCCUGCGUUGGUCCGGCCUGGUUGUUACGGUGGGAGAGAUCUUGGAGCGCAGUCUGCCAAACAUCAGCAGAACAGAUUGGCACAAGUCUGUAACAGGAUUAAGCCAACAUCAUAUAAUCCAAUGCGCAGCCAAAGUUCUUGCUGGACUUUACAAACAGCAGCUGCUUCCCUGGACUGAGUGAGGCUGACUGGUAACAGAUUCCGUAGAGACACAGAAAUGGCCAUGAAAGCUACUGUUCUUUUGGAUUAGAUGCAUCUCCACUGAGAUUUUCUAAGUGUGUUUUUAAAUGCUGCAAGAUUUCAACAAAGUCUUGUUUUUCUGUAUUGUGUUAUGAAAAGGUUCCUAUAUUCUUGCAUUCUAUUCAUUUCUUUACUCAUUAAUGCAUGUCAAUGGCUGACUUUCCUGUGGCAGUACAGAAAGUAUUGCAGAGUGUAUUUUCAAGGCACAGGCCCAGUAUCCUUACAAAACGAUCAUUUUCAAAUGUAAAUACUAAGCUGAAUUUCUCCUAAAGUGGUUUUCAUAAAUUUGUUGAAUGUUUUUCUGCAAUGUAGAUUUUUUUUUUUCCCUCUGAAAAGUUUUUGCAGCGCUGGUAUUUUUGACAGUAGACUUGAUAGGAAGGAGGGCGGGGAGAGGGGGGAAGUCAUGCGGCUAAGGUCACCGGGAGUCGAACUCGCGACGUCCGCGUCGAGGACUGAGGCCUCCAAACGUGGGGCGUGCUGACCCCUGCGCCACCACUGCACGGCUCUGCAAUGUAGAUUUAACAGAUGGGGGUAAAUGCACAGUCUUAUCAAAUUAUUCUCUAACCUUUGCAACAUUGUUCAUGAGCAUGCUGAAAUUCAUACUUUGUAAUAUGCUGUGAAGUGGUAAACGUAUGUGCACAAAAAUACAUGCAAGAAGUUAAAAUUUGAAAGUUGAUUCUGAGGCUAGAAUCAGUAUAAGGCCAGGAAUUAUCUACUUUGUCAAACUUUGAUUUUUUUUUCUUUUUCUGUCAUAAUACAAAGUCCAGGCUGAUGACCAUGGCCCUUCCUAAGUCACAAGAUAGGACAUUCAAAAUUCUUGGUGCCAAAGACAUCACUUGCAUUCCUUAAUUUUUCAAUUUAUCUUUUUCCUGAAGUAUGUUUAUUUAAAAAGACAAACCAAAAACUGUUUUUAAAUCCCUCAUCUUAAUGUGCACAUUUGAAUUGUUGAAAGCAAAGUAUAUUUUAAAAAUUUGACUCAUGUAUGCAUUGUAUUAAUGUACAUUUUUACAUUUUACUUUCCAGCAUUAAAAAUGAAUGGUUGAGGAUUGUGAACAAAUAAUUAACCAUGAGGAAAAGAUUUGUUGUUUUGUUUGGUUCUCAAGAAGAACCUAAUACUUAAUUUGCUCAUUUUGGCUAAGUUCAAGUAACCCAAAUCCAAUUUUUUUUGUGAAAUCAGAUUUGUUAUCUUGUAGAUCCUAGGGUAUGAUACUAACAGUUACUUAAAGAGUUGCUUUUGAAUUUUCCCUCUGGAAACACCUGAGGGGGAAUUGAUCAGAAUCAGAGGGAAAGAACACAGAAAGACCAAAUAAUAGAGUAGAAAGCAAGAUGAGAGGAAGAUCUGGCAGCAACUUUUGCAAGACAAGAAUACGGAAAAUAAAUCUUCCCUGUGUCAACUUUUUUUUUCUUUUUUUCCCUUUUCCCCCUCUUAUAAGAAAUUUCAUUGUUGUGGGUUAGAAUGUUUGUUUUAUUGGCACAAUAAGAGCAACUAUGUGUGGGGAGAUUUCCUCAAUGUGUCUGUCCGGAAUAAAUGUAGAUUAAAUGUACCUGUUUGCAAACGGUGCAAGGAAAACAUUAGUGAUAGGUCGGCUUCAGCUUCUAGAGCCGGUCUUGUGCAAAAUUCUUUUCCCUGGUGAAAAUCCUCUCAUCAUCAACAAUAAAUCAUGUGAUUUUGGUAGCAUUUGCUUCUUGUUUGCCAGAGUUAUGAGGGGGGAACCAAAUAUUUUAGAUUACUAAAAUAAUUCGUUCCCCCUACAUAACCUAGGAAGAGAACAUUUUUCUGGUAAAUUAAUUUGUUCCCAUGUUUUGGAGGGUACACAAAUUAUUUCAGGUGGCUAAAAUGUAUGGUUGCCCCUUAUAACUGGCAAAUAACGAAGAAAUGUUUUUAAACAAAUAUUCUGUUUCCUCCUUAUAAUUUUGGCAACUAAGGAGCAAAUGCCACCAAAUUUACAUGAUUUGCUGUUGAGGAAAAGAGAAAUAAACACAGUUAAGGAUUUGCAGGUAAUUUAGCUUGUUCCCAUUUUAUGGAGGGGGAACAGAUUAUUUCAGGCUGCUGAAUUAUCCACUCUUUCCUCUCUUUACCCCAUAACUUUGGGGAAUAAAGAGCAACUGUUUCAAAUUCUCAAAAUUCUUUACAUACACACUACAUGUUGGGAAAACUGUUUGGUGCCUGACUUUUAUUUCUGUUUAGCUUAGGUGAGAAAAUUUGGAAAAAGAGCGAAUCUCUUUGCAUUUAAAAUAACACAAAACAGCGUCAAACGAUCUUGUUUAUUUAUUUAUUUUACAGUUUUUAAACAACAGCUGCCAAUUAAACUGAAUGUUAUCUCCUUUUUCCUGGAGACAAAGUCCUCCAGGAAAAAGGAGGAUUUUGUCUGGGGAGAAGCACAGCAAAGAGAUUUUGAAAUGACUAAAAAAGCCAUUCAACAGGCUGUCAUUGGAAAAAUGAUGUCAGGACCUGUAGAAUUACAGGUCUCAGCAAUUAAUGAUUAUGCCAAUUGGAGUCUAUGGCAGAAACAGGGGCGAGUGAGAAAACCAUUGGGAUUUUGGUCAAAAAAGCCCCCAGCAGCAGGGAUAAAAUAUACACCUUUUGAAAAACAGCUGUUAGCCUGUUAUUGGCUGUUGCUGGAAACUGAGGCUCAAACUGUGGGACAUGAAGUCCUGCUACGAACACACAUUCCUAUUCUUACUUGGGUCAUGAGUGAACCAACUACUCAUAGAAUAAGAACAGCUCAGGAAGCAAACAUUAUCAAAUGGAAGUGGUAUGUUUCAGAAAGAGCUAAACCAGGGGAAAAAGGGAUCUCAGUUGCAUGAAUUUUUUGAGAUAUCUCAGUUGAUUGAGUCUCCAGUUAAAACAGGACAAAGAUAUGAUGAGUUGACACUGGAGGAACAGCAAGUGGGCGUGGUUCACAGAUGGAUCUGGUCGGUGGCAGGCAGGAAAAAGGAGAUGGAAGGCAGGUGCCUGGGUCAGACUUUGGAAGAGAUGGGAGAAGGAAAAAAAGAAUUUAAUGGGCUGAAUUAAAAGCUGUGCAUAUAGUCAUAAUGCAAGCAGGAGUGCAUAUCUUUUCUGAUUCAUGGUCUGUGGUGAAUGGAUUGACUACCUGGAUGCCAACCUGGAAAAACAAUGGUUGAAAAAUUCAAAACAAGGAGGUAUGGGGAAAAGAAAUAUGGGAAAAAGUUCAAUCCAUACCUGUGCCAGUUACUCACGUAGAUGCUCGCACUAAAAAUACUGAUGCUAAGGCACUACAUAACUGGUAUAUCGAUGGGGUUGUUAGAGCCAUACAAGUAGCACGGGAAUCUAGUGUGCGGCUUGCUAGAUGGGUUCAUCAGAAAUCAGGACAUUGGGGAAUACAAGGAACACAGCAGUGGGCUCGAGACAGAGGGAUAGAUUUGAAAGUUGAUGAUAUUAAAACAGCUAUUCAACAGUAUGAAGCAUGUCAACAUCAUAAGCGAGGAACACCACAGCAUUUGCAGGGACACAUCCACAGAGGAAAAGGUCCUGCACAAAUUUGGCAAAUGGAUUUUAUCGGACUACUGCCAUGGUCCCAGGGGUGUAGGUAUGUGUGUACUGCGGUGGACACAUACUCUGGGGUGUUAGUCACUCACCCAUGUAAAUUUGCCAAUCAAAAAUCCACAGUGAAAUGCUUAAAACAAAUUGAGGCAUUUUAUGGUGUUCCUCUCCAAAUUCAGAGCGAUAAUGGAACAAAUUUUACCGGGAAAAUAGUAAAAUAUUGGGCAACUGAAAAACAUGUUGGAUGGAUCUGUGGAUAUCCCUCACUAUCCACAGGCUGCAGGACUGAUUGAGCGGAUGAAUGGAAGAUUCAUUGAGAAAGCUGAGUGAGCAACAUGACUUGACUAAUUGGAAAGCAAAUUUGUCACAAGCGGUGGCCCAAUUGAAUAACAGGCCAAUUGCGGCAGGGGUAACACCACUAAAUCGAAUGAUCACUGGACACAACACACCUGAAAAUGAGUCCAUCAAAAUGUGGAAAAUCGACGAUAAGGCAGAACUUCCUAUCAGGGCAACCCCAGGUUCUGCAGGGUUAGACCAAAGAACAUUGGAAGGAGUGACGUUAAUACCAGAUCAGAUCCAAAUUGUGAAAACAGGUUUGGGACUGAAAUGCCCUCAGGGGAUGUAUGGACACAUCCUUUCUCUAUCGGGGUUGUCACUUAAAGGAUUAACUAUUCAGGCUGGUGUGAUUGAUAGUGAUUAUCAAGGGGAAUUGGUUGUGGUGUGUCGCCACCAAAGCGAAAGCCCUUUGGUACUCCAAAAAGAGACAAAAUUGCACAACUGGUUUUGAAAACAUGUAACAUGUCAGAUGUGCAAGAAAUUCCUCCACCCACUGAAGUGAGAGGAAAAGGAGGAUUUGGCUCCAAUGAUAAGCCAGGAGCCAAAGUCUGGGUGAGACAAGAGCAUGGUCCGCCUAAGGCUGCAGAAAUCAUUGCUCAGGGUAAUGAUGCAACUGUUUCAGUAAAAUACACUUGGGAGGAGAAAUGGGUGAAUGUGCCUGUAACAAAGUGUUAUCUGAGAGAAAACUAAUAAUUGUUCUCCUAUGUUUUAUAGCAGUGCUAAUUUUCAUUUCAGCUCCAUGUUCUUGUGUUGUUCGGGAGACAAAACCAUCAUGGAGGAGAACGUCUGCAGGAGUGGGACCCAGAGAAGGGGGUCUGUCGGCUCUGGGGACAUCAAGUGCCUUGCCCUUGCCGUCAUGAUGCUUCUGGUCCCAUCCUGCUUCGGCAAGAAGACCCCGGGAGAUUUAAUGGAACCGGUGAAGACGGUUCGGCACCAUUGGAGAAACGCAACGGCAGGACGAACACAGAAUAAUUCACAUGCAGGUCCAAUAAUAAGUGUUAAGUAACCAAUGUGACCAGUGAUUGUCCCUUAUAUAGAUGUAGGGAAUGCUACACAAAAUCAGCAUCCUAUAGCCACCAGGGUCUGCACAUUAAUGGUUACUUCUUAUGUAUCCAUGUGUCAGUAUGCAUCACAUCUGGACAGACGAUGUGUAGGGCAAAAUGGACCUAAUAUAUCUCUUUCCCUAACUAAUGACACCCUGGUACUAGGAAAUGCUACCAGCAACACAGGAAUACACGUGUUCGGACACAUAUUCUUUACCUUCCUUAACACUACUGUGAACACUCCGACACAGUUGGCCCCUGUAGCACAUACUUGCCAAAAAAUGGCAAGUAUGUGUGUAAUAUGCAAAUGCUGCAUGCACAUGCACAACGUGAACGUUUUCAAAGAGUAGUUACUACAGACAACUUUCAGGAAUGGAGAAGAUUUUGGAACAUCAGCAUCGAUCAUUGGUUACACCUAGAACCUGAGAAAACUAGAUGUAACAGUAUUAUGUGUGAAGGUCAUUGGACCCAGUACAAUGUGACCAAAUAAACUGUAGUGUGCCAAUAUUUUGUAUUACCUGUCAUUAAUACUACAGGAUAUUGGUUUCUGCAUAUGGAAGGUGAUUGGUUUGAGCCACAGACGAACCUCACUUAUGACUUGCAUAAAUGUAUUGAUGUGGACAAAGGUGUGGUAUGUAUGCUACAACAAGGACACGUUAAUUCAUGUGUAGACAGUGACGGGGUAUUAUGUGAUUGGACACAUGAACCAACUAGAGAUUUGCUAUGGCUGUGGGUUACGUACGGACACCCAAUUACGUGAUGCUAUAGCUCUGCCCAGACUGUCGGCUCUCCAGUUCGUGAACACUCUGAACUGGAGCAGAUUGAAAGAAUCUAAGCAUUACGUAUUGUUUGUUGUGUGAAUGAAUUUGCUGUAAUCUGUGGCGGAAUAAAAGGACACAUUUAUUCUA